Molecule: messenger RNA, 1592 nt
Organism: Cheilinus undulatus (humphead wrasse)
Lineage: Eukaryota; Metazoa; Chordata; Actinopteri; Labriformes; Labridae
Gene: ubxn1
Product: UBX domain protein 1
Exons: 10
Coding region: 183-1103 (306 amino acids)
Molecular function (GO): protein binding
Source: RefSeq, a predicted model, not a curated record
UGUCAGCAUUUAUAGCUAACGUGAUAAGCGCUUGAAGAAGCGACCGGACGUUUUUUACUCGUGCUAGGCAGCGAGGCUUUCCUGCUAGUUUUGGGGCUAAUUUGAAGGCUAGCCAUAUUAAAGCCAAUUUUAGCACUCAGCGUUUCGAUAGAUAAGAUAACAAGUGGCAACAACAGGUCAAAAUGGCAGAGCUAACAACACUAGAGAGUCUGCUGGAGAUGGGCUUUGACAGAAACAGAGCGGAGAAGGCAGUGGCCAAAACAGGGAACCAGGGAAUAGAACAAGCCAUGGACUGGUUAAUGGAACAUGAGAAUGACCCAGACAUUGAUGAGCCCUAUGUGCCACCUGUGGGUAACGUCCUGGGAGGAACAGCAGACACCCAGUCCACCACAGGACAGCCUACACUAGCAGACACAGCUGAAGGAAUUGCAGGUGGAGACACCCUCAAUGAAAAUGAGCUGGACGAAAAGAAGCCAAUGACAGAGGAGGAGAGGCAACAGCAAGUUAAAAGGCUAGAGGAGCUAAUGCGGGUUAAGCAGGCAGAGAGAAGAGAGCGAGAACGAGCGGAAGAGUUGGAGAGGGAGAAACAGCGGCGGAAACAGGGCCAAGAGCUUCAGCAAAUUCGUCAGAAGAUGCAGGACGAUGAAAUGAAAAAACUUGCUGACCAGCGCAGGAAAGAAAAAAUGGAGGACAAACUGGCAAGACAAAGGGUUAAAGAAAAGAUAGCACGAGACAGAGAGGAGAGAGCACAAAAGUUUGGAGGUGGUGGAACCACCAGCACAACCGCAGUGUCGCAACCGGCCCAGCCCAGUCCCUCAUCACCCACCAGCCAUGGUCCUCCACCCACUAAGAAGGAGUAUGAUGAAUCCAGGAUACAGGUACGUCUGCUGGACGGAUCAACCAUCACAACAGUGUUUAAGGCUCAGGAGCCACUGGCUGCAGUACGUGUCUAUAUUCAGAUGAAUGGCAACACACCAGAGGGUCAGGACUUCACGCUGCUGUCGCUUUAUCCCCGUCACGUCUACACUGAACUGGACAUGGAAAAACCCCUCAAAGAACUGGGUCUGGUGCCUUCAGCUGUGCUGGUAGUUACCAAAAAGUGAGAACAGCACGGCCUGCUCUUUGAGCCUACCUCAUCCCCUUCACAACAUCAACACGAGAAAACAGACAGAUUAAUCCAGAAACGGCGCCUCCACCUUCAAUAUUCACUCUAUAAACAAAUAAACUGAAGCAGAGAUUUGGUGUUUUAACUCUUUAAGAACUUUUGUUUCAGUAAAAUGAUUGGGAAAUUCUCUGAAUGAUGCUUGAUAAAGAUUGAUCUGUGUGGUUUGUGUACUUAUUCCAGAUUGAAGUGAAGAAAAGUGGCUUAAGAUGGAUACUUAAUGGUUUCACGUUUAUAAAAAAGAUGCAUAAAAGAAUUCAAUUUUAUCCUCAUCCUUAAGUUGCAAAGUAUCACAAAUGAUGCACUGAAAUGGUUCAAUCUAUCUGGUUUAUGUGACAUUUUGGCAAUUUUAUAAGUUAAACUAUAUUGAAAUUUCUGUCUGCAUUAUCAUCACAAGUCUACUUAAAAUAAAGCUGACUGAGAACCAUGA